Lathyrus oleraceus (garden pea) is the source of this 643-nucleotide messenger RNA. RefSeq lists its product as uncharacterized. The record is from RefSeq and is a predicted model, not a curated record. Bases 128 to 487 code for a protein of 119 amino acids. NCBI's taxonomy places the organism in Eukaryota, Viridiplantae, Streptophyta, Magnoliopsida, Fabales, Fabaceae. The transcript has 2 exons.
AUGACGCCACCUUCUUUACUACCUUCACCUAACCUAUUCAUAUUUCAUCUCAUUUACAUACUUCCAAGAAAUCCAUAAUCAAUUUUCAUUAAGACAGUGUUUGGAAGCACUGCACAGAACUAAAAAAAUGCUUCCGGGAGUUGAAUGUGCUAGAAAGAGACGGUUGCAUCAAAGCAGAGGAAGAGAAGGAGAACGUGUUGAUUCCACAACGAGACGCUCAUUCUGUUUAUACACAAGAAACCUUCAAUCUACUUCUUCCUCAUCAAAACCGUCUUUACCGGAAAGAAGCAUGUUAAAGCAGAAACACACUUCGAUCGAUGAGAAACUGGGAGGAUCAGCAAUAGAAGCCAAACAGAGAUUAGAUGAGAAAUUUACAACAGGUAUGAAGUCAGGAAAAAAACAACAGAAAAGAAAGAGUAUUUUUCAUGGUUUAUUUCAGCAAUUCAAAUAUUUAGUAGAGGAAUCACAGAUCGGCAAGUCCAUGUAGUGAUGCUUUAUUUAUUUAGCCUUUGUAAUUUGUUAUUUAUAACUAGUUUCUAAAGUUUACUGAUGCAUCUAAAAGUAGUUUAGCUUUACACUCAUCUUGGUUGAACCAUUUCAACUGGUUUUAAUUAAGGGUUAAUAUUACUUUUGUUUCCUAUCA